UUUGGAGUCGCUUCCACAUCGACGAAGUGAAGCAUCUUUUCUGCCCAAGCUGAGUGGAAUGGCAUUAGAAGGAAUGCAAACUCUAGACGAAGACGAACAGGGAACCUCAUCUGCCUCCUCUUCCACUUCGAGCGAUAAUAUUACGCCUUUAGUUGAUGUGAUCAUUCCUGC
Messenger RNA from Amoebophrya sp. A25, 171 nucleotides. The record is from the annotation of a GenBank genome assembly. Lineage: Eukaryota; Dinophyceae; Syndiniales; Amoebophryaceae.